Funneliformis mosseae is the source of this 351-nucleotide messenger RNA. The record is from the annotation of a GenBank genome assembly. NCBI's taxonomy places the organism in Eukaryota, Fungi, Glomeromycota, Glomeromycetes, Glomerales, Glomeraceae.
AUGUCUGCAUCAACAACUACCUCUCAAUCAAAACCACCUUUACGUUCACAAAGAAAUCUUUGCUGGAAGUUACGAGAUGAAUACUUUGAAUGUUUGGAGAAUAUUACGCCAUUAAUUAACAACAUUCAUAAUAAUACAUUAAACGGUGGGGAUAGUAAAUUAAUUGUUGACCCAAUUUUAGUGCAAGAAAAUGACGAAAUACAAAAAUUAGUAAAAAAAUUUAAUUGUUGGAAGAAAAAAGAAGAAUAUGAAAAAGCUUGUAUAACUAGCUGGGUUGAAUAUUUUAAUACAAGAAGACGAUUAGAACUUAAACAACGUGCACAAAAUAUUACGGAAACUGGAAAAAAUUAA